Phanerochaete carnosa HHB-10118-sp is the source of this 1059-nucleotide messenger RNA. RefSeq lists its product as uncharacterized. The transcript has 2 exons. The record is from RefSeq and is a predicted model, not a curated record. The coding region runs from base 1 to 1059 and encodes 352 amino acids. NCBI's taxonomy places the organism in Eukaryota, Fungi, Basidiomycota, Agaricomycetes, Polyporales, Phanerochaetaceae.
AUGACUUGUCGACAGUGGCAGCUCUAUUGCAGACCGCUCCUCUUCCAUCAUCUGACCCUUCGCCACCUCCAAGAUGUGUGGUUUUUGGCCGGUGCUCUUGGCUCGCCACUAUCAGCAUGGCUGGCGAACCACGUUCAGGUGCUCAAAUUUGUUCCGGAAGAACCUGGUUUCCCCAUCUAUGAAUUUCAAAGAGCUUGGAGGUCGCUAUCAAGGCAUCUUAGUGGUCUCAGCGAGAUCCAUUUUGACUCUGGCCUGUCCACCAUCAACAGCACAUUUUGUCCUCUGCUGUCCCGACCCUGCCCUCGCGCAUUACUCCAUGUGAGAGAUCUCGAUUUGCGAAACGUCCGCUUCCCGUCCUUCUCAGCUCCGUACCGUGCCUUGAGCGCUCUGCGCUCUCUAGAGAGCCUGCAGCUGGCCCAGAUUCAGUGGUCUGUGCCUUGCACCAUGGAUUGCCCACCGUCGUGUGCCACACCCUUUCCCGACAUCAAGCACUUACAUGUCGAAGGAUCCUCCAAGUUCUGGCCCUCCGCAUGGAUGUUUGCGUUGUCAUCACUGCGAUACAGCGCCAGCUGGCGCAGCCCUCAGGGCAAUGAGGCUGUCUCGACCGAAGACGUGCACGCGCACAUGCGUGUCAUCGCGGAGAUGACACAGUUUGCAGAACAGAUGCGUGUAUCUGACUACGUCUCGUUUUCCGAAGUCAAGGGCAAGACAGAAGGUCUCUCUCGGAUCACCAUCUUCUUCGGGCGACGAAACUCGUUGGUGCUCGGGUUUACGGUCAGUCCGCCCUGCUCAGGUCGGAAACAGCAGUACAGGUCCCUGUCGCAAGUUGUCGUCCUCAUUGACGACCACUGGGAAGCGGUCAAUUGGGUGGGUGUCGAGGCAGUCCUGGUCCAUUCACCAACCGCAGUUCCGGUUGACGUUAUUCCUGGGUGGCAUUUUCGUUCACAUGAAGAGGAAGAACUGCAGGCUCGUAUGCCGGGAAGGAGAGCGACGCUGCAGCGCGUGAUGAGCGACAUUGAUAAAGUCAAGAUGGUGAAAGAGUUUUGGGAGAAUGCAUGA